AUGGGGAAGACAAGCAGCAGCAGCAGCAUCAUCAGAACAUCAAUCUUCAGUUUCCUGCAGAAUUAUCAGUAUUUUACCUCUUUUUCAGCAUUCCUUGCAUUUCCCUUCUCAGUUUCUCUUCUUCUCUCACAAACUUUUGUUUUUACUUCCUUCACUUCUCUUCUUCCAAGCAUAUACCAUCGCUUCAACAUCCUUUUUGAUGCUGCAGGAUUCCCUCCUUCCUUGGAAUCCUUAUCCAUUUUCACUCACAAGCUUUCCCAAACGAUAUUUUCUUCCAUCUUCACUCUUCCUUUCACUCUUACCUUUCUGCUUAUUGCAAAAGCCUCUGUUCUACAAGCUUUCAAGGACACCAAACCAAGCUCUCACCCCUCCUUUUCCUCUAUCAGAUCCCUUUACACUCCUCUUCUUUUCACCCAUAUUUGCAACUCAAUCCUCAUACUCUCAGCAAAUGCAACAGUCUUUUCUAUACUUUUCUUCUCUUUCAAUUCCCUUGAAGGGUUUGGCUUUUCUUCUUCCACCAGCUUCCUUUGGUUCUCAGCAGCUGGAGCUGUCCUGUAUUCAUUAGUUCUGGCAAAUACAAUGGUUAUCAGCAACCUAGCAUUAGUUUUGUCAGGCAUGGAAAGGCUUGGAGGUUACUUUGCAAUACUCAAGGCUUGUGUUCUGAUAAGAGGGAAAACUUCCACAGCAUUACUUUUGGCUCUGCCUACAAAUUUAGCCAUGGCUGCAAUUGAAGCCUUGUUCCAGUACCGUGUAGUGAGAGCUUAUAUUGUUGUUGGAAGGGUAAGCCUUUCUAUGGUGUCGGAAGGGAUCAUCAUUGCAUAUUUGUACUCCAUUUUCAUUGUCCUCGACACCGUGGUGAGUUGUCUGUUCUUCAAGAGUUGCAAGCCAGUUUACUGGGUGGAUCUGGAAGGAAGACAAGCUCUUCAAAUAGACUCUGUAGAAGAAGACGAUGGUGGCUGCAUCGAUUCAAAGGCUCUACAUCACCUGCAUUCAACUACUUGUGGAUAA
This is a messenger RNA of Cucurbita pepo subsp. pepo (vegetable marrow), 1008 nucleotides long. RefSeq lists its product as uncharacterized. Lineage: Eukaryota; Viridiplantae; Streptophyta; Magnoliopsida; Cucurbitales; Cucurbitaceae. The record is from RefSeq and is a predicted model, not a curated record.